AUGAACAAUCAUCAACAAGUAGCACCACUUCAACAACAAAAAAAAGAAAGAAAAAUACAAAUGCAACGAAAAAUGAAAGAUCCAAUCAUAAAUAUGGAAUAUGAACGAACCACCAUGGCUUUGCUUCCAUGGUUCAAUAAACUCUGUGAAUCUUAUUUAUCAUUAGAGCACCACCACCAUGGUAAAUUCUCAACCAAAGGUCAUUACUACAUUUCAAUUGAUCAGCACAGUCAAGUCUCUACCUCCUAUAACCACAUCGUUCAAGAAGAAAUCAUUAUUUUUAAAAAUCAUAUUAAUAAACAAUAUAGAAAAAAAAAAAGAUAA
This is a messenger RNA of Dictyostelium discoideum AX4, 324 nucleotides long. RefSeq lists its product as hypothetical. The transcript has a single exon. The record is from RefSeq and is a predicted model, not a curated record. Bases 1 to 324 code for a protein of 107 amino acids. Lineage: Eukaryota; Evosea; Eumycetozoa; Dictyosteliales; Dictyosteliaceae.